GACAGAAGGAGAGAGAGAGCGAGAGUGGAUAAACGCCCCAGACUGUUUGACAGACCUGCAAUUCACUCACACACAUCAGUCAGGCCACUUAGUCAGUCCUCCGCACCAAUACAAAACACUCAGACGCAGGCAGGCAGGCUUAAGCGGUCUCACAGACAGAGCGCGAUUUGUCAGUGAGGCUUGGCGCCUCAUGACGCCGACGCCCCACGCCCCGCUAGGCGUCAUGAGGCGCGCCAAGCCUCACUGACAGGUACGUAUACGCAGCUAGGUGGUCCGAUCGAGAGAGAGAGAUGCAAUCAAAACGGCCGGCCACAUGACAUGCAGGUGACAUGCAAUGCAUCAUUCACGGCCUUCCAGCACAUGGAGCGGGUGGAGCGGACACACAAUUCAACUCAGUCAGUCAGUGCUGCUUGGACGGUCGAGAAUAUGAUGCAACCAAAAAGAUCUCCGUCUCUCUCUCUCUCUGUCUCUGUCUCUGUCUCUGUCUGUCUGUGUGUGUGUGUGUGUGUCCUUCGACAAACACUUUGACGGCUGCCGCCAUAGUGGUCGAGGCGCACGCCAUAGGACACCAUCACACCAACACUGACUGCACAUCGAGCGAAAAAAUCUUCCUGCCCCAUGACCCAGAGGAUAUGCAUCAGCUCCGCCCACAUAGUCCGCCCGCCACACCCAGCUGUCUGUGCCAAAUCCGCCCCUUGGCGAGCGAACUAGCCAGAGUCCAUCGACGGCGUCGCCCCACGCUGAACACAUGCACAAACGAGUCGGGCCUGCCUCGCCCGCGCUCCAUGAACGGCCUCGCCCCCGGCCCACUUGAAAGAGACCAUGACCCAGGUUUGCUGUCUGUGAGCAAUGUCCUGUGAGUUGCAGCGACAUGAGUACCUCUCUCUCCUUCUCCCCCACCGCGUCCCUUCUCGUCACCCCCAAACACACACACACACACCCCGCCUGGCACCCCACAGGCGUCAAUCAGACUCGGCCACGCCACGUGGCACCACAGACCAUCCCAGCACUACCUACUCCUCCACUUCAUCAUCCAUUUCAUCAUCCUCACUGACCUCCUCCCAGCUGUCGCUGUCGUCAUCGACUGCAUCAUCACACCCGCUAGCCGCCGCUGGUGGUGGUGGUGGUGUGGGCUGCUGGGUCGAUGGUGUGGGCUCCUGGGUCGAUGCUGGCGCUGGUGUUGCUGGUGGUGGUGGCGGUGGUGGUGGUGUGGUGGGCUGCUGGAGUGCGGCCCCCAGCUGCUGCCAUGUGAACUGGCAGUCGGCAUCGCCUAGGUGGGCGUUGAAGCCCUUGACCACACCCGGCACGCCCCACUUGGCCACCUCGUCCAGAACGGCCCGAUGUACCACCUCACGCAGACCGACACGACCAGCAGUGUGCACCGCAUGAGCAAGACGGCCGUCGGCACCCUCGAGCACGAAGCACUGCAGCGGCACACGCACCACCUGGCCGCCCACAUCGGCCGUCCCGCCCACCACCUCCCUGUUGCUGCUGGCCUUACACACCGCCGAGCGGACGAAGUGCUCCGCCGCCGCGAACACACGCCGGGCGAGGACGCUGUGCCGCAUGCCCAUGGCCUCGGUGAUGGCCUCCUUGGCGGCAGCCAUGUCGAAGAGGUAUGACGCGAUGCGCCAGCCGAAGACGGGGGCCUCCUGCGGGCCGACGGACAGCCGGGGGGUCAGAAGUGCCGCGAAGGAGCGGUGGGGGGCGAUGGCGGCGUUGACGGCCGCCAUCACGGCGAUGGGCAGCUCAUUGAGUACUGCCGCGUACUCCGUCAGCACCAGCCGGCGCUCACGGCGGCCCUCCUGUGUGUCUGUGGGAAUGCUGCUGAUGUCGGCUCCCGCCCGCAGCAGCGUCCGGAUGGUCAGCUUGCACCCGCGAUACCGGUCCUUAGUCUGCUCGGAUGUGUCGGGGUCCUGAAUCUGCUCGGUGAGGUGACUGAGGUCGCCGGCAGCUGUGGCGAGUGGUGUGUCGGUGCCGAGGAUGUUCCGCUUGUUGAUGUCGUCGGCAGUGGGCAGCUUCCGGCACAGGUAGCAGGCCAAGUAGGGAUGGCCAGACUCUGCCGCCCAAUGCAGCGGCGUCCGUCCAGUGAUGUCCUCUGCCGCGAUGUCGGCCCCGUGCUCUGCGAUGAAGUUGAGGUAGCCGUCGAUGAAGGACUGAGGAUGGUGCUCCCCCGCCCGCAUGGCCGCCAUGUGCACCAGGUUGGUGCCAUUGUCGUCUUGUACGAUGGCGAGGGUGGGGUCGCGCUGGAUGAGCCGCUGGUACAUCGACAGCAGGGCCCUCAGAUAGUCGUCGGGGGGCUGACGCAGGGCACAGGGGAGCACCAUCACCCACUGCACGCGCCCGUCGGACGUCUCGGCCAAAUCAAUGCCAUCCUGCACCAUCAGCACGUCGAAUGCCUUUUCAUUGCCGGAUGCGACCGCCACGUAGAGGGGCAUGCUGUCGUCGUCAUCGACUGCCGCGUCGAUGUCGGCGCCUCCGUCGAGCAGUGCAGUCAUGAUGUCCUCCUGCAGCUGAUCGGACGACCACUGGGGCAGGGCAACGGGACGCUCCAGUAGUAUCUGUCCACUGGGGCCACCGUCAUCAUGUCCUGCGCGGAUGGUUCUGAUGGUGUAGCCCGACUUGUCGUCAAUGCUGAGAGCCAGCAGCGGGUGGGCAGUGCCGGGACACUUGCUGCCCUUCUUGCGCAGUCGAGGGAUGACAUUGACGUCGGCGUCCCGCUCGAUGAGGCCGGUCACUUGCUGUGGGCUCGUGCUGGUGCGGCCAAUGAUACCCACUGCCAGGUCCUUGGUAGCGUCGCUCGUGCCCACGGGGAACACAGCCUCGAUCUCAUCCGCCGCCAAACAGCCGUCCGGCACAGCUACCGAAUUGGCCGCCCCCGUGGGAAUGGCCACACCUGCAACACACACAGCCACCACACGACGGACAGAGUGAAUGAGUGUGUGCGCGGAUCGCAUUCUCUGUCUGUCUGUCUGUUUGGCGUCUGUACCUUCCUCCUCAUAGUCGACACUGUCCGCGUCGCUGUCGUCAUCGUCGUCCAUGUCCAUCCACCCCCCGUCGUCGCCAACGACCUCCUGCAGACCAUCCUGACACAAGAAGAGAGCGGCGAGUGAGUCAAAUCACAUCCACUGUUGUGUUGGUGAAUGAGAUGAGUGCCUCACCGGUUCAUCCCCCUCGACGGCCAUCUCGUCGUGCAUCCCACCACCCUGCUGCUGCUGCUGCCCGUCUGAAGACAAACACAUCCGGCCACAUAUGAUGGACAACGUGCUGCUGCUCGUGUCGUGUUGUCCGGGGCUGACCGUCAGCCAUUGCUGCCUUCAAAAAUUACCGGUGAAGAUGCCCGUCAUCGCUG
Molecule: messenger RNA, 3352 nt
Organism: Vitrella brassicaformis
Lineage: Eukaryota; Vitrellaceae
Source: the annotation of a GenBank genome assembly